This is a messenger RNA of Pelobates cultripes (western spadefoot toad), 9740 nucleotides long. The record is from the annotation of a GenBank genome assembly. Lineage: Eukaryota; Metazoa; Chordata; Amphibia; Anura; Pelobatidae.
GACUAAUUAACUGCAUAUCGGUAUUCACCGUAUAUGUAAAGCCCGGAAGAGUCUGCGAACAAAAGAAAAAAAGUAAAACGAAAAGAAAGGGAAAAAUAUAAGCUUUUUUUUUUUUUUUUUUCAUUGCCCAUAACAAAAAUGGCUGCCUUGACAUCUAUACUGUAAUUGUAGGAGAUGGUUGUAUUGAAAAUAAUAGAGCUAGAAACAGCAGCUCUGGAGAUCACUGUGCAGUGUUGCUGUGUCUCUUGUGAGUUGAACCCUGCUCACUCCAGGAGGGAGUUUCUUUGGAGGUGACCUGGAGUGGCCAUGCGGUAAGGAGCACUGUGUAGGGCGUUUGACAGCUGACAGCCUGCGAGCUUUGCUGUGCUGACUAUUGCUGCUACUCUUCCCAUUGACAGAAGCCAUGAGCUCCCUGUGCACAAAUACUCUGCGGAUGGUCAUGAAGACUAUGAUUGAUAGCCCUGGAUUUGAUAGAGUCUUGCAAAAGGUAUUAAUCAUAGGCAGCAGGUAAUUUUACCGAAAAGGAGGUAAUUAUUUAAUAUACAUGACUAUACAAAACAUGGUUUGUUUGUUUGUUUUUUCGGGUUGGGUUACAGUAGUAUGCAUUGUUAAAGUACCACUAAAAUUGUUAAUUUGACUUUACCUCUUCAUAGAAAUAAACAGUAUGUUAAAGGGACAUUCUAAGCAACCAAAACCAUUACAUCUUGAUGUAGUGGUUUUUGUUGCAAAGAUUUUGUCCCACUAAUCUGACAAAUUUAAACAUUGUCAUUUCUGAGAACUAGCAAUGUCUGUCUCCCUCAGAAAACACUUUAACCCCUUAAGGACCAAACGUCUGAAAUAAAAGGGAAUCAUGACAUGUCACACAUGUCAUGUGUCCUUAAGGGGUUAAAAGUACACUAUGGUCACCGAAACAACUCUAGCUUAAUGAAGAGGUUUUAAUGUGUAACUUAUGCCCCAUGCAGUCUCCCUUCUCAAUUCUCUUCCAUUUAAGAGUUAAAUCACUUUGUUUAUGCAGCCCUAGUCACAAGUCCCUGCAUGUAUUGUGCACAGCCUUCCUAAACACUUCCUGCAAAGAGUCAUCUUUACACUUCCUUUAUGGCAAAUUCUUUAGAAAUUAGAAUUUCUUAACUCCUGCUCUGUUAAUAGCUUGCUAAAUCCUGCAAGAGCCUCCUGUAUGUAGUUAAAGUUUAAUUUACAGAGCAGCGGAUAAAAACUCAUAAGGUAACUUAAGACCUGAUUGAAAAUAAAAACUUUUUUUUUUCAUGAUGUCUGGGCUGCAUAAUCAGAAACAAAAGCGAUCUAACUCCUAAAUGGCCUAAAAUUGAACAUUGAAAUUGCAGGGGCAUGAUCUAUAAACCAAAACUGCUUAAUUAAGCUAAAGUUGUUUUGGUGACAACGUUUGCCAUCAAAAUGAAGUUGUUGGUGUCGUGCCAGGAGGUGCCUGGCACUGUAUUUCAUUAAGCCAUUAAACCAUUCACAAAUGUCUCCUCUUCAACAUCCGUUUUCUGAAAAUCUUCAAAAUGGAAAUUUCGGACUGCUCUGGGCAGGGGCACUACAGAUUGGACUGAAGUUUCUGCUGAUCGCUCUUAGCCAAUCAGUAGCUCCCCAAUCAUAAAAAAAAGACUUGUAAGUAUGUUUCUCAAGACAUUUUGUAAUUGGGUGCCUACUGAUUGGCUAGAGCGCUCAAGGCUUAUGUUUUGAACAUUUUUGGAAAGGGGUUGUUUGGAGGAGGCAGAGCGAAAUGAUGCUGGAGAGGAGACUUGGGAGAUAAACUGUUCAUUAACAGUUUAACCCCACUAUAACAACUUAAUUUUUAUGAAAUUUCUAUGGUGCUCACUGUGUUCCUUAAAGACUGUUUUAAAAAGUGAACUUUUUGUAUUCCCAGUAUAGUGACAUCAAACUCUGAUGGGGUUAUUUAGUAAUCCAUACCUCCCAACAGUUCAUAGGCCAAGGACUUAGUUUAGGAGAGCCAACAGAUGUUCCUGCUUUGGAGCUUCCAUCUCUCAACUAGAUUAGUAGUUGACGCAGGGUAUUGAGCCUGCAGAGCACAUGCAAGAAGUCAAACCAUUCUAAAACGAUUUGACUUUUUAUAAUGGGAUUCGACACCAGGGCACAACAUGGUCAAAUAUUUAUUACAGAAUGCUGUAGUGGCUAUGGUGAUUGAAUUGUUCCUUUAAAGGAACACUAUAGCGUUAGAAAUACAAAACUACACUGAGCUAAGCCUGGCCGUAUAGGUUUGCACUCAUUGGCUGAGAAUGUUUAGCUGAUGCUCUCAGCCAAUGAGCCGGCUGUGCACAAAAAGGCUUAACUGAGUGGAGCUAACAAAAACUCCUAGCAUUAGUUCCAACUCAAUAGAAGGUAGCAAUAGGAAAGGUGGGCUCAAGUGACUUGUCAAACUCUUCUUUAAUAGUUUGACUGCUUACUGUGGAAAAUCCAGCACAUCAGUUUGUAUGUGAAUUUCUAUGUUAAAUGCAAAAUAAAAAACAACAAUCUUUCAAUCUAAAUGAGUUUUUUUUGUCACUUUUUAUCAACCGCACAAAGUACUUUGGUCGCUGAUGUAAUAUUUUUGGACAAAUGUUUCAAAUUUUUUUAUGUUUUUGAAUACUUUUUUUAUAUACUGAAAAAUAUUUUCAUAUAUAGUUUUUAUAUACAGUGGGACCUUGGUUUACAAAUGCCUCGGUUAACAUAAUUUUUGGUUUACAAAUGAAAAUCCAUUGAAAAUAAUGCCUCGGUUUACAAUUUUUUUCGCAAUACAAAGCAAGUUUCCCUAGGAUGCAUUGCGCCUGGGAGGUUUAUAGCACCGCCCCCUGCAUGCUGGAGCCUGUGGGUAGCACGUGGCGUUGAGUGUGGAGGUGUUGGUGCGGCUUUUGCAUCGAGUUUUGGAACCAUUCUGGAAAUUGUUUGGAGUUGUUUUGGAACUUUUUAGUGCAUUUUUCAAGCUGUGAAAAGGUAGGGAGCUGAGCUUCGUCGUUUGCAUGCCUUUUACUGUGUGUUCUGCAUUGUGGGUUGGUUUCCAUGCCAGCUCAUUGACUUUUUUUCUGACCUCCAGAACGGAUUAAUUUUUUCAAUGCAUUCCUAUGGGACACCGCGUUUCGAUUUACAAAUUGUUCACAAUAAGAAACAUCCCGGAGAACGCAUUAAAUUCGUAAACCGAGGUCCCACUAUAUAUAUUUUAUAAUUUUAAAAGUAUAUCCAAAAAUAAUAAUCGGGGCAUUUAUUGGAAACAUGCAUUUAUCAUAAAAUAAAUGCAAACAUUCAAGAUACAUAAUGAUGAUCUUUAUAUAAAUAUGCCAAAACAGUUUCAUUUAUUUGCACCAUUCAGUGCAAUAUAAUAACCAAUAAAAAAACAUGGCCUACUUUGUAUUAAUGUGCUAUUUUGUUAGGUGGAACUUGUGUCUGCGAGUCCCGGAAAGGUAGUAUGUGAAAUGAAAGUUGAAGAAGAACAUACAAAUCGUGGAGGAACAUUGCAUGGAGGAUUAACUGCAACCCUGGUUGAUGUAAUAUCUACAGCUGCUCUUGUCCAUACAGAGAGAGCAGCUCCAGGAGUUAGUGUGGAUAUGAACAUAACGUGAGUAUUUAGUCUAUGUAAUCAAGCGUCAGUGAUUUAGGGCACUCCAGAGUAAUUCCCAGUUUAGGUGCUUGUGCCGCAGGUAGGCUUCCUGUUCCAUCUAACCUCCUCUAUUAAGAAACUACACAAAAUCCUCAGCACACAGUAGAAUUGUGUAAUGGUGGAUAAAUGAGCCAUCAAACGUGAAAAGGCACUACAAUGUUGCAACGCCCAAGGUUAAUUUUUAGUUUUUAGCAUUAGUGAAGGUGGAUCAGUCUCACUUGCUAGUUGCCCAUGAUUAUAAGUAUAAUCUAAGCACCAAGACAACUUUAGCUUAAAGAAGCAGUUUUAAUGUAGAAGGAGUUAAGGCAUUAUUGUUUCUGUUUAUGCAGACAUAUCCUCACCUGCCCUGCCUGAGACUCCUACAGACAGCGGUGUGUUUACCGCGAGGCUGACAAGGCAUUUGCCUUGAGUGGCACUUUCACAGGGGUGGCAAAAAAAGCUGCCCCCCAAACGCCAUGACAAAUGCCUUGCCAGCUUCUUGUACGGGGGGCUCAGGAGCUGGCCACCUCUGGGCCCACCCGAGGCUGGCAUGGGCUGAUGUGGGCGGCGAGGGAGCACUGCAGUAGAGCCGGAAUAUGACGUCACUCUGGCUCCGGCAUCACUAAGAGGCGCACAAGGGAGCUGAACAGGAGGGUCACUGCUCCCUCGCUGCCUCCUCUAUGAGCCUGCCUGCCCACCCACAUGCCUGGCAGCCCUGGCAGCAGCAGCUCCACUGGACCCCAGGGAAGAAGCUACCACAAUGUAAGCAAAUAAUACAAUUUAAAAAUUUGUGAGUGUAUGUGUGUGUGUCUGAUAGUGAGAGUGGGAGGGUGUUGGUGAGUGUGUGAGUGUUAUUAUGUCUGUUGGUAAGAGUGCGUGUGUCUGUCAAAGAGUGUCUGUCAGUGUGUGUAUGUGUGUCAUCACUGAGCGUGUGUAUCUGUCAGUCAGUGUGUAGGUCUGUUAGCGAAUAUGUGUCUCUGACACUGAGUGUAUAUGUGUCUGUCAGUGAGUGUGUAUGUGUGUUUGGCAGGGAGUGAGUGUGCGUCUGUCAGUAAAUGUGUGUAUGUGUAUCUGUCAGUGAAUGUGUCUGUCAGUGAGUGUGUAUGUUUCAGUGAAAGUGUGUGUUUGUUAAACAGUGUGUGUGACAAUGACUUUGUAUCCGUCAGUGAGUGUAUGUCAGAGUAUGCAUCAGUGAAGGCAAAGAGCGUGUUGGUUUUUAACAUGAAGUGAAAUUUAGGUGGGGGGGAGGGGUGCCUGAGUUUUGUCUACGGCUGCAAGAAAAAACAGAAUACACCACUGCCUACAGACCAAAUUAAAAAAUUGUUUCAUUUUCAAUCAGCACAAUAGUUCAUUUACAAUUUUUUUAUCUCCUGCUCUGUUAAUUGAACUUUAAUAACACACAGGCGGCUGUAGCAGACUAUUAACAGAGCAGAAGAUAAAAAAUUCUAAAUUAAAGGGUUACUCUAACUAUUUGAAGUGGCCAUGGUGAUUGGAGUCUAGAUGUGCAGUGUUUGGAGAAAAACCUACUUAACUUAAAAACUAGCUACUGGGCCAGCAGUCCCUAAGGCGUGGGGAACUGUUCCCCCGUAUCCCCAACCGUGGGUAUAAGAUGCAGUACUUUACAAUAAUUAAAUAGUAGUAGUGGUGGACAGAUCACUGUUGAUCCCCAUACCGUCACCUGUGUCCAGCAUGUGGAGAAUAAAUUAAAAAAAAAAAAAAAACUGGAGGAAAAUCAUUACAAAUUGAAAUCAGAAUCUACUCAGUCAUCAAAGGCACAACCCCAGCCCUGCAGUUGGAUCUUCUCAACUUUUAUGAGUAACUAAGUAGCUGAGCCUACACUGUGCAAUAUGCAGAAGGAGGUUUUGAACUAUUAAUGACAGGCAGCCGCACAGUGCUGUCAGGAAUAACUGCCAUGUUCUCUCCCUUCCCUUGUUCUCUCUGGGCUUCCCUGGCAUUAUAUAUUUAAUAGCACAAGUCAAACACAGCCCUGGCCAAUCAACAUCUCUUCAUAGAGAUGCAUUGAACCUGCCCAUCCCUCUGGUAACCCUUUCCCUGCCAGUCACUUUUACCUACCCAUCCCUCUGGUAACCCCUUCCCUGCCAGUCCCCGUUACCCACCCAUCCCUCUGAUAACCCUUCCCUGCCAGUCCCCGUUACCCACCCAUCCCUCUUGUAACCCCUUCCCUGCCAGUUCCUGUUACCAGCCCAUUUAGAUGCAUACUUCCAAAAACAGAAUAUUUAAGGAUAUUCUCUUUCACUGCAACUUCACGCCCUGGAGCUAUGAGCCAAAAGCAUACUCAUGGGCAUCUGGCUCUGUUGCUUGACUGGCAACUCAAGAUGAGGCCCCUGAAAUCUCUUCUCAAAGGAGAAAACGCACAUCUUAAAACUCCUGAAACAGGAUAGAUAUCAAACCUGACCCUUUUUUUACAUGCCUAGUUGCUCUCAAGAAAGCCACCAGUGAGGAGGUCGAAACCUAUUACACUCUACAAAUAUAUUACAGAAUUAAAGAGACACAUUUGCUUAUGAUACACAUACACAGCUGGGAUAGUGCAGAUCAGCUGGUUUUCAAAACACACCAAUCAAGUCACUAAACCUCUCCUCACCUGAAAUCCCUCUGUUAACAUACUGCAUCCUUAACAAUGGUUUAACCACUCAUUGAUAUAUGUGUGUAUAUAUAGCUAUGAUUUAUAUAUGUGCAUAUAUAUAAUCCGCUUAUCUAUAUAAUAAUACACAUUUUCUCUAAUGUUCUCCUUUCUAUUUUUCACUUUAACACUAACUUCUCUCUUUACUAAAAUAUCACUAUCCUUCUGAUCACCUGUCACUGGCAACACCACCUUCAUUACUUCCACUUUACUACCCUUUCCUCUCUAUUCAUCCCAUGCACUCUACAUAUACCUUUCCAGCUUAUCUCCACCAAUUCCUCCCAAAUCCUCUAUAUACAUACCCUCCUACAAAACUUUCAAAUCCUACUCCCACCUCCACUUCAUUUCUAUCCUUCUACUCCUAGCAGCUGGUGAUGUCUCUCCAAACCCCGGUCCCAUCUCGGCAAACUCACCACAUACUAACCCAAGGAUCCACACUAAUCUCAUACCCAUCUCAUGUUCCUCUAAAUCCUCCUUCAAUACUGCACUCUGGAAUGCACGCUCUGUUUGCAAUAUUAUAAAAUCCACUGCUGUCCAUAACUUCUUCAUCUCUCGUUCAAUAGAUUUACUAGCCUUAACAGAAACAUGGCUCUCCCUCUCUGACACUGCUACCCCUGCAUCUUUGUCCUUUGGUGGUCUUCAACUUACCCACAACCCAAGAAUCUCUGAAUGUAAAGGUGGUCGUGUAGGGUUUCUUCUCUCCCCUCACUGCUCCUUUAAACCUCUACCCACCCCCCGCCCCCACCCCUUCCCUCUCUUUCCCAACAUUUGAAAUUCAUUCAAUUCGCCUUUUCAAACCCUUCUCUGCUAACAUUGCUGUUAUUUAUCGUCCCCAUGGUUCCCCUCUCCUCUUCCUUGACCACUUUGCUGCCUGGCUACCCUACUUCCUCUCUUCUAAUAUUUCAUCCCUAAUUCUCGGGGACUUCAAUGUUCCCAUUAACCCACCUUUGACCUCUGCAGCCCCUAAACUACUCUCAAUUACUUCCUCCUUGGGCUAUACAGUGGGCUAAUUCUCCCACCUUUGUAGCUGGCAAUACCCUUCAUCUAAUCCUCUCUUAUGCAUGUACAGUAUCUAAUAUCUGCAACUCCAUUACCUCUCUCUGAUCACCACCUCUUAUCGUUUGCUCUCAUGUACCCCCUCACCCAACAACCUCAGCCUAUCCCCCCUCAACUCAGGAGGAACCUUAAUUCUCUUGAUCUCCAGCAGCUGUCAGCUGAUAUUGAUUCACAACUGCUUUCCAUCCCUUCCCUCUCCUAUCCUUCACUGGCCAUCUCCACAUAUAACACUACCCUGACCUCUGCCUUGAACACUGCACCCGUUCGGCCAACUCACACUUGCAGGACUUCUCGCUGGCGGCUCCCUUCCUAUGGAAUAGCCUGCCUACCGCCAUCAGACCUCCUAUAGAAUGUAAGCUCUUUUGAGCAGGGUCAUCUCCAACCUAUCGUUCCUGUAAGUUUUUUGUAAUUGUCCUAUUUAUAGUUAAAUGCCCCCUCUCAUAAUAUUGUAAAGCGAUACGGAAACUGUUGGCGCUAUAUAAAUGGCAAUAAUAAUAAUAAUAUGUUGAUCUCCUCCCCUUUCCACCAGGCAAGAAAAAUCUUCCAGGUUAUUUACUAAAGGGAGAAUUCAUAGUAAAUUUAAGGCUAGAGUAGCUAAACUGGAACCACAGCUCACUUAGAGAAUUUUUCCAGUUUGUCUAUUCUGAUCUUAAAUCUGAUAUUCACUUUGAAUUCUCAGUUUAGUGAAUAACCCUGGUUGUGUUUCUAAACUAUUGCAAAUGUAUUUUUUUCCAACAUAAAAACUGAUGUCAUGCUGCGCCCAGAGUUGGCUUUUCCUGGUAUGCAAGCUUAGUCUGUCCUCGUAGGGGGAAGAUGGAUUGUUUUUAUUGUCACAUUUUUUUUUCAAGUCUUACAGUUUUGUCGCAUAUUUCUAAGCUUUAUUUUGGCAUUUUUGGGGGCUGAAAAAAAGUUGAGAAAUAAAACAUCUCAUCAUGAUUUAUGUAUUUAUUAUUUUUGUUUUACUGACCCCACACCCCUUGCUCACAUUUAUUAGGGUUAGGGGGUUAGGUAGGUAGAGUCUCUAAUUUUGGUGGGUUGACUAGGGGCUUAGAGACCCAAGCCACCUGGGGGUAUAAUCAUUUAAUUCAAAUUAGAGCUCUGAAAUGUCGCCUAUGUAGAGGCUUGGAGGGACGCCGCCCCCCAUUUUAUAAUUAGAGAUCCACCCAUUACACUGGCUAGAGGUGACAUUAGGGGGUGUCAUCCCACCGCCCCCCCCAUUUUUCAGAUUAACAGCUGGCCACAUCUCGUGGGCGUGAACAGUUAUUUAAAGUCCCUCACUCGAUGCCCAUGAAUAGUACCCACCACAUUCUGAAUAUACAUGCCACCCUUCCCCCACUUUAUUUUAUUUUUAUGAGAAAUGUUGAUACCAACAGAUGGUACAUAGAUUUGUCUCUAGCUCGCAAGGCUAGCUAUCACACUGCUCCAAGUGUGCAUCCCAGCUCUCCAUGUUCAUCUAUCAUCUUUGCCCACUCUAUAUGCAUGGGAAAGAUAGGAGUUGUAGUCCAAAAGCUGAAAAGAUACAGCUACAAUACCCUAUGCCAAUGUUUCACUAAAUCAGUAUGAUUGAAGAUUUGAUGCAGUACUAGUCAAGGUGUGAAUAGGAGUUUUGCAAAAUGGUCUUUGUCAAUACACAGUAAAUUGUGUUGAAUAGCUAAAAAAAACUAACUAACUGUAUCUAAAGCAGGUUUUGUAUUGGUCCCUUCCAAAUGUUACUUUAGGUUUCUUAUUAUCAUGAUUUUGAUAGGCCUAACUUAUAAUAAGAUUAUAAUUCCCCUCUGGUCACAUUGUUGAUUACUUUCAUGUCUGAGUUACUACAGCCCUGGCUUCAGCCUAGUUUUUAUUGAUGAAACUAAACCAUCUUGUAUUAUAUUUAUCUUUUGUAUAUGAUAUAUACAUACACACACACACACACACACACACACACACACACACACACACACACACUAUUUCUUUGGACUUUUAUAUCAGUGUUUUAAAACAUUCUUUUUUUUUUUAAAGGUACAUGAAUGCAGCGAAAAUUGGGGACUCCAUUCUCAUCACUGCUCAGGUUUUAAAGCAAGGAAGAAGCCUGGCCUUUGCAACUGUAGAUCUGACUAAUAAAGUCACAGGAAAAAUGAUCGCACAGGGCCGACACACAAAGCAUCUGGGGAAUUGACAUUGAUGGAAUGUUUGUUAUGGCCUAAGUAAUAGAUGGAAAGAACAAAUUAAGCACACAUUAGAUUACUUCCUGCUCAUACAAACAUGGAAAACUUUUUGGUUAACUACGAAAAGGUUACACAAAGGUUUCCAAUGCUAUAGUUUCAUUUAUCUUGAUUAAAAAAAUGUCACUUGAGGUUAUCUAACCAAGUCUUGGAACUCAUCAUUGCUUUAAAGGACUAUUUGAAUCUAUUACCGGUGCUCCUUAUUAAAAAUCCAACAUUCAAAAUGAACAAAUACAUUCACAAAAAGUUCUGG